AUGGCCGGGAAGGUGGCGCUGCUCCUGUGGGCCCAGACCCUCGGCCUCGCUGGUGCCCAGACCACCCAGCUCCUGGUGGAGCCCCUUUGGAGGCCGGCGGUGCUAUGGGACCAGGUGACACUGACCUGCCAGGGCUUGGGGACCGCCAAAGCCAUGACCUGGUACAAGGAUGGGCGGUGCUGGGGGCAGCAGGGACAGGACCACGUCACUGUCAGCCAGAGUGGCACCUACAGCUGUGACAGUCCCGGCACUGGGCUCAGCCCACCUGUGAACUUCUUAGUCGACUGGCUGGUGCUACAGGUGCCAGCACAGGCACUACUGGAGGGGGACACAGUGACACUGCGCUGCUGGGGCCGAUGGAACAACCCAGUCACCUCGGUGUCCUUCUACCGUGAGGGGAAGGAACUGGAAGGGCUCCACGAUGGGACUAAGCUGUCCCUCUCCCCUCUGCAGCUGAACCACAGUGGCCGAUACCACUGCAAGGGCCAGGUGGACUCAGAGGUGAGGAGGUUUUGGAAGGAGUCCGCGCCGGUGACAGUGACAGUGCAGGGGGUCCCGCCCUUGCGGGUGUCCCUGUUGGUGGAGCCCCCCAGGGGACAGGUUUCACCUGGGGACCGCCUAGGGCUGAGCUGUGCGGUGGCAGUGGGGACAGGUCCCCUGUCCUUCUCCUGGCACCGGGAGGGCUCAGGGGCACUGCUGGGAACCGGCCCCCACCUGGAGCUGCACCACGCUGGGGACAAUGACAGCGGUCAGUACUGGUGCUGGGUCAGUAACGGGAACAGCGUGGCCGAGAGUGACCCCCUGAAUGUCACCGUCCUGGUGCCCAUGGCCAAUGCCACCAUCACCCCUGGCCCCCUGGCACACCAGGUGCAAGCAGGUGACAACGUUACCCUGCGCUGCUCAGUGCACGUGGGCUCAGCCCCUGUCACCUUCACCUGGCUGCACAAUGGGCAGGAGGUGGCCCGAGGUCCCCUCCUGGACCUCGGGGACAUUGAUGUGGGACAUUCGGGCAUCUACCAGUGCGUGGCCACAAACCUCCUGGGACAGGACAGGCACCGCGUGUUCUGGGCACUCAGCCCAGAGCUGGCCCUGGAGUGUCAUUGUGGCCUGGCGCCAGUGGCACUGUAUGGGGCUCACCCGGAUCCCCCACCCCUGCCAGAGGAGUGGGAGGUGCUGUACACCCACGUCAUGAUCACCAAGAAGGCAGGAGCAUCCCCCCAUGCCACCACCCUCCAGGAUCCCCAGGUGAGCUACGCAAAGCUGCGGGGACUCCAGGGACGACCGCGGGAACCCGGUGAUAUCUACGGGAAUGUGCUGUGA
Messenger RNA from Melozone crissalis (California towhee), 1320 nucleotides. RefSeq names its product Fc receptor-like protein 2. The transcript has 12 exons. The record is from RefSeq and is a predicted model, not a curated record. NCBI's taxonomy places the organism in Eukaryota, Metazoa, Chordata, Aves, Passeriformes, Passerellidae. Gene Ontology annotation, biological process: cell surface receptor signaling pathway. The coding region runs from base 1 to 1320 and encodes 439 amino acids. Gene Ontology annotation, molecular function: transmembrane signaling receptor activity.